Messenger RNA from Mandrillus leucophaeus (drill), 1326 nucleotides. It is a transcript of the gene PEAK3, whose product is annotated as chromosome unknown open reading frame, human C19orf35. Gene Ontology annotation, biological process: protein phosphorylation. Gene Ontology annotation, cellular component: actin cytoskeleton; focal adhesion. Gene Ontology annotation, molecular function: protein binding; protein kinase activity. The record is from RefSeq and is a predicted model, not a curated record. NCBI's taxonomy places the organism in Eukaryota, Metazoa, Chordata, Mammalia, Primates, Cercopithecidae. The transcript has 4 exons. The coding region runs from base 1 to 1326 and encodes 441 amino acids.
AUGACCUGCUGGCUGUGCGUCCUGAGCCUGCCCCUGCUCCUGCUGCCUGCGGCACCGCCCCCGGCUGGAGGCUGCCCGGCCCGCUGCGAGUGCACCGCGCAGACCCGCGCCGUGGCCUGCACGCGCCGCCGCCUGACCGCCGUGCCCGAAGGCAUCCCGGCCGAGACGCGCCUGCUGGAGCUCAGCCGCAACCGCAUCCGCUGCCUGAACCCGGGCGACCUGGCCGCGCUGCCCGCGCUGGAGGAGCUGGACCUGAGCGAGAACGCCAUCGCGCACGUGGAGCCCGGCGCCUUCGCCAACCUGCCGCGCCUGCGCGUCCUGCGUCUCCGUGGCAACCAGCUGAAGCUCAUCCCGCCCGGGGUCUUCACGCGCCUGGACAACCUCACGUUGCUGGACCUGAGCGAGAACAAGCUGGUCAUCCUGCUGGACUACACGUUCCAGGACCUGCACAGCCUGCGCCGGCUGGAGGUGGGUGACAACGACCUGGUGUUCAUCUCGCGCCGCGCCUUCGCGGGGCUGCUGGCCCUGGAGGAGCUGACCCUGGAGCGCUGUGAGAUCCGUGCCCACCUGCUGCCCUCCAAGGCCUGCCGCCCCCGGACCCCUGGGUCCCGCUCCACCGACCCACAGCCCCUGCCCCCACCCCUGCCCAAGAAAAUCCUAACCCGGACCCAGUCACUGCCCAACCGCAGGACCCCCCAUGCCAGCUCCAUCCAAGUACAGCUGCCUCGGAGGCCCUUUCUGGGGUCCCACAGUGUGGACAAGAGCCAGGCUGAGGUGGGACCAGCUUGUCCCCCUGCAGAGCUGACCUUUGGCCUGACUGAUGCCCCGCUGGGCCUCUCUCUCCGCAAUCUGCACAGUCCAGAGGCUGUGCACGCCGCAUUGGCUGCCCGGCAGCUGCAGGGCCUCCAUGCCAUCUAUGCCCGGCUCCGUGCCCGGUUCAUGGGGGGCCACCCCGGGCCCUGCCGCCCUGGCCACGGCUUCCGCCUCCUGGACAGCUCACCCUGCGCAGAGAGCGGGGAUGCCCUGUACUACCGCGUGGUGCGCGUGCAUGACGACGCCUGGCACAUCCUGGUCGCCAAGGUACCCAAGCCCGGGGCGGACGUGCCCCACCCGUGGGGCCUGGAGCUGCAGGCCUCCCUGUCUCCACACUUCAAUCUGCAGGGGUUGUGUGGCGUGGUGCCUGAAGGCACACUGCCCGGGGCGCCCUGGAGAGAGCGGGCCGCAGGUGGGGAAGCGCCCAGCCUCGAGGACUGGCUGUGUUGCGAAUACCUGGCCGAGGCCACCGAGUCCUCUAUGGGCCAGGCCCUGGCGCUGCUGUGGGACUGA